Messenger RNA from Calypte anna (Anna's hummingbird), 693 nucleotides. Its product is annotated as killer cell lectin-like receptor subfamily G member 1. Bases 1 to 693 code for a protein of 230 amino acids. The transcript is spliced from 6 exons. Lineage: Eukaryota; Metazoa; Chordata; Aves; Apodiformes; Trochilidae. The record is from RefSeq and is a predicted model, not a curated record.
AUGGAAGAAGGGGUCACAUACACAGAUCUGCGCUUGCCCCCCACACCAGCUCCUCAGCAGCCGGCGUGGCUGCCCUGGUGCUGGGCAUCCCUCAGCCUGGGUCUCCUCUCCCUGCUGCUCCUGAUGGCACAAAUCAUCCUUGUUGGCUUGAACUUCCACUAUUUGAGAGAACAGGUGAGCUGCACCCAUGGUCCCUGGAGCACAGAGUACAGCCCCAGCUAUGGGCAGCAGGCAAUGAAAGGACAAUGUCAGUUCUGCCCAUCUGGCUGGCUAUGGGAUGCAGGGCAGUGCUACUACUUCUCCUCUGCCAAAAGGAGCUGGGAGCAGAGCAGCAAGGAGUGCCACUCCAGAGAGGCACAGCUGGUCACCAUCCAAUCCAAUGCCACCCUGGCUUUCCUGACACGCACAGCAAACAUGGAAGUCUUCUACGUGGGGCUGAAGAAGGAUGGCUCUAGGACUGACUGGAAGUGGCUGGAUGGCACCCCACUGAAGGGGCUCUUCCCAAUCCAGCGCUCCACCAGCUCCUUCCUGGCCUGUGGCCGGCUGUCAGGCUCAGGGCUCUCCAGUGGUCUGUGCAAGGACACCCUUGGCUGGAUCUGCCAGAAGAGUGCAGCCACCCUGCAGUGGCUCCGGUCCUCACCCCCAGCCUUCCUCUGGGGAAACACCACCUACACCUGUGUGGGGCCCUGGUGA